AUGUGCACAGGGAAGUGUUCAAAGUGCAUUGGCAUCACCCUGCUCCCACUGGCAGCAUGUGCCAUAGUCUCCAACAUCCUCCUGUACUUCCCCAAUGGACAAGUUCUGCAGCUCAGUGAGAUAACCGAUCUUGUCUGGUUUUUCCAUGGCAUUCUGGGAGCUGGAAUACUGGUUAUUUUGCCGGCAUUCAUGAUGAUGGGAGCAGGCGGAGCAGGAUGUUGCGCUAACAGAUGUGGGAUGCUGCUCUCAGUGGUCCUGUCUCUGCUGGGAUUUGCAGGAGGAGCAUAUUGUGCAGUUAUCUCCUCUCUGGGGCUGAUUGGGGGCCCUCUGUGCAACACAGGUGAUGGAGAAUACCUCUACCCUUUCAGGAAUGACACUCUGGAGUGA
Molecule: messenger RNA, 387 nt
Organism: Apaloderma vittatum (bar-tailed trogon)
Lineage: Eukaryota; Metazoa; Chordata; Aves; Trogoniformes; Trogonidae
Product: transmembrane 4 L6 family member 1-like
Exons: 3
Coding region: 1-387 (128 amino acids)
Cellular component (GO): membrane
Source: RefSeq, a predicted model, not a curated record